GGUGAUGUUCGGUUGGUUGUUCUUGGUAGUUACAUGGGUGUAAUUUUAAGGAUUAUUAGGUUUGACAUCAUGAAUAUGAUCUGGAUAUACAUUUACUUCUUAUUAUUACAACUAAUCACAAACUGAUGUAAAAUUUUAAUAUAAUUGUUACGUAAUCUUUACCCCAGGUUUUCAACUCCUUUUUCUUUUUUCGUGUAAAAAUUUCUCGAGACUCGAAAAAGGAAAUUGUUUUUUUUUCACUUUUGUAUGAUUCAUACACAUGUUUAGAAACCAUCUCCAUUUCUUCCAUGGUCUAAAAGAAGCACUAUUAAACCAUUCCCAUUCAUUUGCAAAAUUAAUAGAAGAAUAUACACUCAUCAUUCAUUAAAUAAUUCAAAACCAGACAGCUUGAUCAAAUACCCGCAUGUUCCAACAGCUUCAAUAAUUAUGUCACAAUUAAAACUAAUAGUGUGUGGUUUAGGUCUUAUAGGACCUCGCCAUGCUGAACAGAUUGCACAGAACAAAGAGACAGAAUUGAUAGCAUUCAUAGAUCCUUCACCAAAGGCACAACUUAUAGCUGACCAAUUCAACGUGCCCUUAUAUUCAUCAUUAACUGAAUUGUUAAAUGCCGGUUUAAGACCAGAUGCUGCCUAUGUUUGUACACCAAAUGCAUUACAUGUUUCUGUUGCCUUAGAGUUGGCUAAUGAAAGUAUUCAUAUCCUCGUGGAGAAGCCUAUAAGCACAAAAGUUGAAGAUGCUAUUGCCUUGAAAGAUUGUGUUGAAUCAAAAGGUGUCAAGUUAUUAGUGGGCCAUCAUAGAAGAUUCAAUCCAUAUAUUUUGGCUACAAAGAAACAUUUAUCAAAACUGGGUGCUAUUAUCGCGGUUGAUGGUGUUUGGACGUUGAAGAAGAAUGAUACUUAUUUUAAACAAGUUUAUUGGAGAAACGUCAAGUCAUUAGGAGGUGGGCCAAUCUUGAUAAAUUUGGUUCAUGAUUUAGAUUUGUUACAAUACCUUAUGGGUCCUAUCAAAAGAGUUUAUGCAGAGAAAUUAUCACAGCAUAGAGAUAUAGUAGAAUCUGAUGAUCCAGUUGAUGAAGGAGCUGUGUUGACUUUGAGCUUUAAAUCUGGUGCUAAAGGUACAUUCAUUGUUUCGGAUAAUGUUAUAUCACCAUUCAAUUUUGAGAUGGGUACUGGUGAAAAUCCUUUGAUUCCUAAAGUGGAGGAUCCAACAGAUGGUGUUUUUUAUAGAAUAUUUGGAACAAAGGGGACACUUACAGUUCCUGAUUUCCACUAUUAUCAUCAAAAUGAUUUAAAACCAGGUUUGGAGAAAGGCUGGUGGGAACCUCUACAUAAGACAGUGUUGGAGAAAGACAUCAGUGGGAUUCCCUUUGCAUUACAAUUGGAUCAUUUUGUUAAAUAUGUGAGAGGUGAAGAAGAUGCUAAAUGUACAAUUACUGAUGGAAUUUCAGCUCUGUUGGUGAUUGAAGCUAUAAUGGAGAGUCUGGAAAGCGGAGCUCCAAGAAAUGUUAAAUCUGUUUCUUCAUUCACUUCAUUCUUGAAAAAUAAGGAUGAAGAUCCAAUCAAAAGUUUCCUAUAGAAAAAAGUUUUGUUUUU
Hansenula anomala is the source of this 1592-nucleotide messenger RNA. RefSeq names its product Gfo/Idh/MocA family protein. The transcript has a single exon. Lineage: Eukaryota; Fungi; Ascomycota; Saccharomycetes; Phaffomycetales; Wickerhamomycetaceae. Bases 427 to 1575 code for a protein of 382 amino acids. The record is from RefSeq and is a predicted model, not a curated record. Gene Ontology annotation, molecular function: nucleotide binding.